Schistocerca piceifrons (Central American locust) is the source of this 1738-nucleotide messenger RNA. RefSeq names its product pre-mRNA cleavage complex 2 protein Pcf11-like. Gene Ontology annotation, molecular function: mRNA binding; ubiquitin binding; phosphatidylinositol binding. The transcript has 7 exons. Gene Ontology annotation, cellular component: mRNA cleavage factor complex; cytoplasm. The record is from RefSeq and is a predicted model, not a curated record. Gene Ontology annotation, biological process: termination of RNA polymerase II transcription. NCBI's taxonomy places the organism in Eukaryota, Metazoa, Arthropoda, Insecta, Orthoptera, Acrididae. The coding region runs from base 251 to 1738 and encodes 495 amino acids.
CUACCAAUGAGCUUACUUUACAUUGGUGGGCAUCUGGCCUUUGCAACGUAAAGAGUCCAUUUUUAGAGAUUUUAUGAAAGAAGAGGAAGUGAAAACGUUUGUAUGAAGUGCCAGCAAGAAUCUGUUAGACAGUCUGUGUAUGAGGCAUCAGAAGAAAGAGUUGUAAUUGAUUUAACCAGUUGUGAGUUGUGCUCAUAUCGAAGUCGCAGUGCUGUGCGGACUUUAGUAAACGUGCCAUGUAAUAAGAGCAAUGUCUAACGUCGCAGCUGAGGAAUAUGCCUCGUCGCUCUCGGAUCUUACGGUGAACAGUAAACCCCUGAUCAACAUGCUGACCAUGCUCGCCGAGGAUAACAUCGAACACGCACCUGCUAUUGUUCAAGCCGUGGAAAAACAUCUCCAAAAGGUGCCGAGUGAUAUCAAGCUGCCUGUUCUCUAUCUCAUCGAUUCCAUCGUCAAGAAUGUUGGACAUGCCUACAUUCCACUCUUCACCCAGAACAUUGUAUCAACAUUCUGCAGCGUGUUCGAAAAGGUGGAUGAGAAGACAAGAGCCCAGAUGUUCAAGUUGCGCCAGACUUGGAAUGAUGUUUUUCCUGCCAAGAAGCUUUAUGCUGUGGAUCUGAGAGUCAGCUCAAUCGAUCCUGCUUGGCCUAUCACUGCUCCAAAACCUACUAACUUGAUACAUAUAAAUCCAAGAUUUCUGUCCAAAGUGGCACCGCAGUCUACAGGUGUUCCUGGUGCCGCUCCAGCUGUUCCUACCGUUGCCGCUGCUGCUGCAGUUAAUGCUGCACCUGCUCCAACUCUCAGGCCUUCUUCACACCCAGCCUUGCGAAGGCCUUCUGCUGUGUCAAGUACUGCUGCAGCUGCUGCUUCAGAAGCUGAAAUGCGUGAACAGCUGCUGAAGAAACAAAAAGAGUUGUUGGAACUGCAGCAGCGAAAACUAGAACUGGAAUUACUUCAGACAAAGGCAAAGUUAGAGGAGCAGCAAAAACAGCUGGAAAGACAAACAGGCAACUUGCAUACAGACCAAGUUCAGCCAGUUGUGGCACCAGUUGGAAAAGAUGCCUUAAGGUCGCAGACUGGAGUUACUGAUGGCAGACAGGUGGCAGUGGCUGCACCUGUUGUGAGCAGCACAGUAAAUGAGAAACUACCAUCUGGCAAGCUACUGCGCAACAAGACUUCCACACUUCCACGGCAGUCACGAGAUCCACGACUAGCACGAACACGUGGUGGUACAGCAGCAGCAGCAGCAGCAGCAGCAGCUGCUGCUGCUUCCACUGCUGGUGUCCCUCUUUCCACUGCACCUGAUAGUGGAGCUCUCACUUCCUCACAACGUAAUAUUAAGGAAUCCCGUCUUGUACGAAAAGAUCCACGGCUAGAAGUAAGACAGCCGUCUCCUUCCACUUCUGCCAGUCAGUUGGAUGUUAAACAACCUUUAGAUGCAGUGGUGCCAACUCCAGCUCCCCAGCGACACCGUGGGUCCCGUGUACCUGUUUCAGCUGUAGUUGCAAAUGGCCGUGAUUCAGCAAGUCGAACAGCCACUGUUACUAGAGCUGAAUCUCCAGCAUCGCUUGUUGUAUCAAACGUAGCAGAGAAAAAUGUCUCUGCAGCAGCCAGCCGUCCAUCUCCAAAGAAAAGGGAGAGGGAAAGAGAGAAGGAAAAAGAGAGAGAAAGAGAGAAGGAAAAAGAGAGGGAAAGAGAGAAAGAAAAAGAGAGAGAAAAAGAAAAGGAAAAAGAUUGA